Molecule: messenger RNA, 6080 nt
Organism: Rhopalosiphum padi (bird cherry-oat aphid)
Lineage: Eukaryota; Metazoa; Arthropoda; Insecta; Hemiptera; Aphididae
Exons: 13
Coding region: 402-5552 (1716 amino acids)
Biological process (GO): regulation of DNA-templated transcription
Cellular component (GO): nucleus
Molecular function (GO): zinc ion binding; protein binding
Source: RefSeq, a predicted model, not a curated record
AUUAUUAUCACGUUUAUUAUAAUCGUGGGUAUAAUAUAAUAUAAAUUAUGUUAGUGACAAGUUUGUUACUGUAAAUAGUGGAUAGUAUUCUCAGUGGAUUUUUAUGAGAACUAACAAAAAUGUAUUGUAAUGAUUAUUUUUUGGCGUCAUUUUAAUAUUUAGUAGUGAAACUGUAGAGCCUUAUAAAAAAAACUGAUAGAUUACGGAUCAGAAUUUCAGUAAAAUCAGCUGGUUUCGGGAGAACAUUAGUAACACAAAUGUUCAGCAAAACUUAACAGCUUCCUGAAUUUAUACCAUCUAAAGGUGUGUUGCACUGUCGCUUAACAGGAUAUAAUAUGGCUAUCACUUAUCAUUCUGAAGAAAUAAAUGAUUUUUAAUCUAAUAAAAACACAGCAACAAAUAUGGAUUCAGAUUCAUUGAAAGAUCCUCACAAAUCGCAUUGUAACAUUAGUAAUACAUUAAAUAACAACAGUAAUACAAGUGGUAUUGAAAAUACCAAAUUAGAUGAAUCUACUUUAAUUGAAGUAGAACAAACUAAAACUAAACAUUCUAAAAUUGGCGAUAAUAAUGGUGUUGAAUUAUCUAAACAACAGGUGCCAGUUAAACAAAUGAUUACAACUACUUCUGUUGUAAAUGUACCUAAACUAAUUAAAAUCAAUUUAAAAUCUCACUGCAUAAGUAGCUCAUUAGAUAUCAGCAGUAGUACAAGUGGUAAAGAAGUUACCCAAUUAAAUGAAUCCAUUUCAACUCAACUCCAAGAAAUAAAUAAAACGGAAAAUUUUAAAAUUGGAGAUAUACAUGAUGUUGAAAUAUCUAAACAACAAAAGCCAGUAAAUCAAAUUAUUGUAACUACUUCUGCUAAAAUUGAAAACAAUAUAUAUCCUCACAAAAUAAGUAGUUCAUUGAAUAACAGCAGUAGUUCAACUGGUAAAGAAGUUACCCAAUUAAAUGAAUCCAUUUCAACUCAACUCCAAGAAAUAAAUAAAACAAAAAAUUUUAAAAUUGGAGAUAUACAUGAUGUUGAAAUAUCUAAACAACAAAAGCCAGUAAAUCAAAUUAUUGUAACUACUUCUGCUAAAAUUGAAAACAAUAUAUAUCCUCACAAAAUAAGUAGUUCAUUGAAUAACAGCAGUAGUUCAACUGGUAAAGAAGUUACCCAAUUAAAUGAAUCCAUUUCAACUCAACUCCAAGAAAUAAAUAAAACAAAAAAUUUUAAAAUUGGAGAUAUACAUGAUGUUGAAAUAUCUAAACAACAAAAGCCAGUAAAUCAAAUUAUUGUAACUACUUCUGCUAAAAAUGAAAACAAUAUAUAUCCUCACAAAAUAAGUAGUUCAUUGAAUAACAGCAGUAGUUCAACUGGUAAAGAAGUUACCCAAUUAAAUGAAUCCAUUUCAACUCAACUCCAAGAAAUAAAUAAAACGGAAAAUUUUAAAAUUGGAGAUAUACAUGAUGUUGAAAUAUCUAAACAACAAAAGCCAGUAAAUCAAAUUAUUGUAACUACUUCUGUUAAAAAUGAAAACAAUAUAUAUCCUCACAAAAUAAGUAGUUCAUUGAAUAAUAGCAGUAGUUCAACUGGUAAAGAAGUUACCCAAUUAAAUGAAUCUAUCUCAACUGUAAUUCAAGAACGAAAAAAAAUUGAUCAUUUUAAAGUUGAUGAUGUUGAAAUAUCAUUAUCUAAUCGUAAAAUUCCAGUAAAGCACAUACUUCCUGCUAUAGCUUUUGUCAAAUCAUCUAAUAUACAUUUUCAUAAUACUCGUCGUGAUUUGAAUAGUUUAUUGGAUAAUAACAAUAAGAAACAUGGUAUAGAAGUUUCCAAAAUAAAUAAACCUACUUCAACUAUAGUACUUGAACAAAAAAAAACUGUUAGUUUAAAAAUUCUUGAUAAUAUUAAGGUUGAAAAAUCUACACAACAGAUACCAAUCAACAAACUGAUCAAAGCUCCUUUGUUUUUAAAAACGCUUAAUAAAAAUCAAAAUAAUGUAUGUCUAAGACCAAACACAUAUUCUUUGAAUAUAGAAAAAAUUGCUGUACCACAAAAAGUUAUAUCUAAUGUGAAAAUACUUCCUUCAGUUAUGACUGGCCAAAUUAAAAAACCAUCAACUUUCUCUAUAAUACCUUCCAAUACACGCAUCAAUCCAACAAAUACAAUUAUUAAAAGAUUACAAUCCAAGUUAAAUCCUGUUAAUAUUACUAAUAAUAAAUGCAUUUCGACAUUAAAACCUGGAUUCAAAAUAAUAUCUCCAAAUGACUUAAAGUCAAAACUAGUUAUAAAUCCACAAAAAAAUGGUAAAUAUGUAUUAACUAACAUAGAAAAUGGAAAAGUCACAAACUUGCCGACUUGUAUUUCCAAAUCACCUUUGUUAAAACCAUUAAAUUCUAUAAUACCAGUAACAGUCGCCGAAAAAUUUAAUGCAAUUGAAGAAAAACCAAAAAUUAAAGAUAUUAAAUCAAAAUUUGUUGUUAACUUCAAAGAAUUUCAGAAUCAAAGAUACAAAGCUUUACGAAAAAAUAAAAAAAAAAAAUUCAAACAUUUAUUUGCAUCAAACACUAACUUUCAACUUAUACAACAGAGAUCUACAAAUUCAUUUAUUAGAAAACAAAAAAGAAAAUUUAAACCUCAUACAGAUCCAUCAAGCUCUAAAGAAAUGAAGAUUGGCGUAAGUAUUACAGAUUCUAAACAUAAUCAACAAGAAAAAGUUCUAUCAUCAUUAAACAAAAAUACAAAUUUAACUGAUUUUGGAGAUAUCAGUGGACUGAAAAAACAUAUACCCCAUACUAUUACUAGUAAAGAUGUAAUAAAUAAUCAUAGAAAUGUGGUUAUUUUAAAUAAUAAUAUUAAUAAGACUAUAUUAAAUACUAAUAUUAAACAAGAAUUUUGUCCUACACCUGGAUUUUUUCAACUAUCAUCAAAGCCUGAAUCUCUAAUCAAAACAUAUGGUCAACCAUUAGCUAUAACAAAAUAUGGUAAAUGUACUGCUAAAGAACAAAAAACUGUAAGAUUAGUUCCUUUAAGUUCCAUUAACCAAUCAAAAACAAAACCGAAUGCUACUGUUAUGAUACAUGGUAAACCAGUUCCUGUUCAUAUUAUGAAAAAAAAUGAUAAUCCCAACAGAACUAUUGCUAAAAUUCCUACUCAUCAAUUAUUGAAGAUGAUUCCUAAUAAAGUUUAUGCAGCAAAUAAUACAAAAUUGAAUAAAUUUAGUAACAAACCCAACGUUUGUUACAAGAAAAUAUCGUUAGAACCAUUAAUUAAGGAUUUAUUACCAAAAGUUACUACUACUCAGAGAAUAUUACCAAAAUCAUCUCCCAAUAAAAUUAAUACAACAAAACAUCAACUAGCGAUUCCACCUGGUCAAUUUGUUACGUGUGAAUAUGAAUAUUGUAGUACAGUAGCAUACAAACUUGAAAUGAUUGAUUUUAUGUAUUGUAGCAAGGGUUGUAAAAGAUUAGCUACUAAACUAAAGUUAGCUACAGAAAAGCCUGUUGUUAUUGGACAACCACAAGAAAAUACAGAUUUUUCAAAAAAACCUCCGAUUGAUCGAAAAAUGCUUUUAGCAAAAUUGAGAAGUAGAAUUAAUAAAAGGAAGCAAAGCUUACCAUCUUUUCAAAAAGAAGAUGUAUCUGGGCAUAAAGUUGAAAAACUUUGUAAGGUGGCCUACGAGCCUAUUGCAUCUGCAAUACCAAUAACUGUAAAUCGUUCUUUUCAAAAAUCAGAAAAUAAAAGAAAAUCUUCAAAGUCAAUUAGAGCUACUACCACAGUUGUUGAAAAUGGUAAACUAGAAAAAGAAAAAAUAUUGAGCUAUUUGCAACAUACUGAUUAUGUACCUGCUCCAAAAAGAUUAUUUGACAAUCCUUUUCCAUUAGAUGCUAAUCCUUUUAAAGUUGGACAAAGAUUAGAAGGUAUUGAUCCAGAACAUGAAGCCUUAUUUUGUGUAAUGAGUGUAGUGGAAGUUUGUGGAUAUCGCAUUAAGUUACACUUUGAUGGCUAUCCAGAUAUAUAUAAUUUUUGGGUAAAUGCAAAUUGCCCAGAUUUAUUUUUCCCUAGAUGGUGUGAACAAAACUCUCGCAUUUUGCAACCACCAAAAAAUUAUAAUCAACCAUUCAGGUGGACUGAUUACCUUCAUAUACCUGGUAUUACGCCUGCUCCGAAAUGGAAUUUUCCUACUGCCUUAAAUACUAAUCGUAUAACGAAUCAUUCAUUUUAUAUUGGAGCUAAACUAGAAGCUUUAGAUAAAUUAACACGCACAACAUCAAAACAGCUUAUAUGUGUUGCUACUAUUGCUGAUUUUUUGGGAAAUCGUAUACGUAUUCAUUUUGAUGGUUGGACAGAUGAUUUUGACUACUGGACAGAUAUCACAUCAACUAAUAUACAUCCAGUGGGAUGGUGUGAUAAAAAUGGGCGAUCUUUGUGUCCACCUCGUGGUUACGAUGAUUGCAAAGGCAAAAAACCUUUUUCUUGGACUAAAUAUUUAAAAGAAACUAAUAGUCAACCUGUACCAGAAGAUGCAUUUUUUCGCAGACCAUUACGAGAAUUUACUAAUAGCAUGGCAAUUGAAGUAGUAGAUAUUGCAAAUCCUUCAUUAAUUAGAAUUGCUAAAGUAGUAGAUGUUAAAGGAGAUGAACUUAAAAUACUUUAUGAUGGAUUUGAUACUAUAUAUGCACACUGGAUUGAAGAUGACAGUCCAAAUAUUCAUCCACUUGGAUGGUGUUUAAAAACUAAUCACCCAAUUGAGCUAUUUAAAGCAAACGCAAUACUUUGGUCUUGUAGAGUUCCUGGUUGUAAUGGUAAAGGCAAUGUAAAUAUUUCCAAAAAUACUCAUGUAUUUGCUAAAGAUUGCCCAUAUGAAUUUGAGUCAUGGAAAAAAUUAAUUUCUGGGUUAAUAAUUAAACCUGAUAGAAUAACACCUGAAGAUCUAUUAUCUUCAGUUCCAAGUAGUUUGGAACCUGUGAGUACUGAUGUAACUACAGAAGAUAAUAAAAAAGAAAAAUUGAAGUCAAAUAAACUAAAAAGAUACCGUUUUAAGAAGUAUAAAAAGUAUAAAAAGUACAAAAAGUCUAAAAAAAUCAAUAACAAAUUAAAAAAUAAUUUAAUAAAAAAGAUACCCAACGGUCGUUCAAAAACUGUUUAUAAAAGAGCUGUUGAAGCAAUGGAUGAAUUAGAAAUAAUUAAAGGUGUUAAUGAUUAUACGAGCUAUGGUUAUGGCUCUUUUAAACGUCCUAGGCUUAAUGCAUGGACCAGACAUAAUGUUCUACAAGACAUACCAAUAUUUAAUACUACUGAUGUAAGAAAAUGGCCUGUAAAAGAAGUAGCUACUUUUGUUGAAAUAGUAGUUUCUAAUAAUUAUACAGAUGAUAAUCCCUCUGAUCGAAUCAAAAUAUCUAAUUAUUUUUUAAAUCAGGAAAUUGAUGGUGAUGCAUUUUUAAUGUUAACCCAAAAAGAUUUAACGGAUAUAUUAAACAUUCCUCUUGGUCCGGCGCUAAAACUGCAUAAUGCCAUUGUAGUGUUAAGACAAAGAACUUCUGCAUUUGAUGUUGCGAAUGGACUGUUAUAAAGUUAUAACUAAACAAAAAUAAGUUAUACUUUUUUACUAUGAAAUUUUAUUUUAUUUCUCAUUUUGUAUUUUAUUACUUUUUUAUUUUAAAAUAUUUAGUACUAUAUUGUGCAUUUUAAUUUGAUACCUUUUUCUUUUAAAGCAUUUAUGUGUUCUUUACAAUUAAUAAUAGUUACUUAUAUAAUUUUUUUUUUUUAUGUAAGGAACAUACACAUAUUACAACAUAAAAAUUUGUUUUCAGCAAUUUAGCAAAUUUUUAGCUAUAGAAUACAUAAUAUGCAUUAUUUGUCUAUUUGUAGUAUAUUAAUUUACAAUGGUUCCCAAAACAUUGUUGAUUUUAUAAAAAUAUUUUUUUAUAUAACUUAACAAAAACAAGUAUUAUUGUCAUUUGUCUAUAAAUAUAGUUAAAUUAAUAUUUUGAUUAUUAUUAUUUAUUACAUUGUUUUAUUUAUAAGCAUAUUAUAACACUAUAAUUGGUAAUUUUAUUAUUAUUAAAUGUUUAAAUCAUAAAAUGGUGAUUAGUUAUAA